AGCUUCCUCGAGACUGACGUCAGUCUUUGCCGUAAAGCCAGCGAAUCCAUCAAUCUCUCACUUUUCGGGGAAGGGAUCCAAAGAAGCCUUCGAACUGAGAAAGAGUACUAGUAUGGCGGCGUCAAUCUCUGUUGUUACGGUGUUGGGGGGAUACCGGUACCGGUAGAUGGCAUAAUAGAGAGACACUAUUGUAUGUGUGUGCCCAAAGGGGAAUCGCUUCAAGAGUGCAGGCGGUACCAGUAGCUAGCAGCAAACCGUUGAGAGCAUUGCAGAAAACCUUGGAAGCGACGUAAGAUAGCAACCACGCCACCCAAACCCUCAGUUUCCAACACGUCUUCUAUGAUUGUCGUUGUGUUGUGGUUUGUAUGAUAGCUGCAUAGACAAUUCCAUCCGUCGAUCUUGAGUCCAAAAUGAACCGUACAUGGAAGACGUCUGAAUUGCAGGAGCUUUCGGAUCUGCAUGUGCUUGCCAUUUCUCGAGCCUCCUUGCGAGCAGUGCAAGCUGUCUACAACCAAGAUCCACUGGAACUGACAAUCGCCGUCGUGGAGGACGCCUUUUGCUAUGGAGCAUCCGGCGAUGUUCUACGUUUUCUCUUCAAAAGAAAAGAACUGGAUGAAACUGAAAUCUGCGAGUUGGUGGCAAAGAGGUUCCUGGCGGCCAUACCUUUGCUGCAGACCGGUUCUACCGCUGCGCCCAGCAAGGUGGCAGAGACAAUGAUGAACCUCAACGACCUUGUGCACACAUUUCCAGAUAGACUGGUUCUAAGCAACGCUGGCCGCUUUUGUCCACUGGGCAUUGUCCUGUUAUCAAGCACAUUCCCACGAAACUUGUUGGACUCCAUGAUUGCAACAAUACCGCCCCGUACCCUCUUUUGUUUGCGUGGCAACAACGAUCUUCCAAGGGACGGACGAUUCCGCCAACAAAUCAGAACAUCUCUGGAUGAUCCCCGUUGCCUGAGAGCCAUUGGCGCCAUUCUGGAGAAGGUGGAGAAAUUCAUUUUACGCCGAUCUGAAAUGACAGAAGAAGAGGUCGUCAAGCUGCUCCUGUUGCUUUGUCGGAGCACCAAUGUCACUACGAAUGUGCACAUUUAUUCCAAUGCAAUCCAAGCAGCUGCAAGUGCCAGUGAUGAGCCAAUAGAAGAAAUACUUCGACCUGCCAAGGAAUUUUUGGAAUCGACUGGAGGAGAAUCCCCAAUCAAAACGUUCUCCAUCUCGUACAACCAUAUUCUGCAAGGACCUGAAUUCCCGCUCCAGAGCAUGUUAUUUACAUUAAAGCAUCUUGUUCGGUUGGACAUCUCCAUAAAGGACCCAUGGAAAGCUACAGGAGAGCUGUGCACAUCCCUCUGUGAUUUGAUAAAGCAGGGGAGACUUGAGGUACUAAAGGUGCAUGGUUCAACUGUGGAACAAGGGUUGUUCUGCAGCCUUCUGGAUGCUGUCAAUGAGAGUGCCUCUCUGACUCAGUUGAGACUCCAGGAUCUGAAGAAGCAUGUGGAGGUUGACGUCUACCACGACAAAAUGCUUAGGAUUCUUGAGCAAAACACACAAUUGAAAGUGGCUCUGAUCUGUGGUGACAUUGUCACUAGUGGCCAUCUGUUUGAAGACAGUGAUGACCAAAUGAGGGCACAUGUCAAUAGAGAAUGGUUCCUGGAUAGGACCAAAGGCAACAAUAAGCAGAGACGCAUUGAUUACCUGACACUGUUGAAUAUCUGUGGCCGUGGAGAGGUCAAAGCAGAGGGCACACAACUCAAAGACAUUGUUCACACUAUCUCUCUUGAAGCGAUGGGGGACAAAGUUGAUUUCCUUGGUUUUACGGGAGAGACAAGGAUGGACCUUAUUACCAUUUUGCGAUAUGGGCUGCUCCAUCAGCAGCCUGCAGCAUGGUUGGAACAGAAACCACAGCCAGUUGCUAAUGAUGACACAAAUUAGGCAGCAAGCACGGGGGAGGUUUUGGGUGCACGAAAACUGCAAGGCCACAUUGCCUCCAGCUGAGUCAUGAUGUUGUAGCGGGUGCCUCCCCUCUAGCAGCAAAUCUGACACAGUGUCAAGGCAUCUAUUUUUUGUUCUUUGAAAGCCUGAGGUUUUUGCCUACUAGUACUAGUAGUUGGAUGCCAUUUCUUUGCUCGAACUCAUGAAACACUAUUGGCAUGUGAGUCGGAUGAGUUCUCGAUCUUGCAUCAAGGCAGAGGAAGUCGCCUCGGUUACCUAGCUAGCUAUAUUGGCUCCUGAUUUGCUGAAUGCCUGCGC
Molecule: messenger RNA, 2243 nt
Organism: Seminavis robusta
Lineage: Eukaryota; Bacillariophyta; Bacillariophyceae; Naviculales; Naviculaceae
Source: the annotation of a GenBank genome assembly